Lasiodiplodia theobromae is the source of this 2085-nucleotide messenger RNA. RefSeq names its product Asparagine synthase. Gene Ontology annotation, cellular component: cytosol. The transcript is spliced from 2 exons. Bases 1 to 2085 code for a protein of 694 amino acids. The record is from RefSeq and is a predicted model, not a curated record. Gene Ontology annotation, molecular function: asparagine synthase (glutamine-hydrolyzing) activity. Lineage: Eukaryota; Fungi; Ascomycota; Dothideomycetes; Botryosphaeriales; Botryosphaeriaceae.
AUGUGCGGUAUCACAGCGUCUGUCGCCCUAUCCAGUGGCUGUUCCAAUGGUCAUGACGAUGAUGGCACAGCAACCAGAGUGCUCACAGAGCAACUGCAAAAGUCCCUCGACGUGAUCAGUCACCGUGGACCAGACGACUCGGGCUUGUGGCUGAGCCCGGACGGCCGCAUUGGACUCGGACACUGCCGGCUUUCGAUCAACGACAUCACGCCCUCGGGUCACCAGCCGCUGCACAGCGACUGCGGCGAGCUGCACGCCGUCGUCAACGGCGAGAUCUACGACCACGACCGCCUCCGAGCCGAGUGCGCCACCCAGCACGGCUACACAUUCACCGGCGAGAGCGACAGCGAGCUCGUGCUCGCCCUGUACAAGAUCCACGGUGCCCCCGGCAUGUUCGAACACCUGCGUGGCGAAUUCGCCUUCGUGCUGGUCGAUACUCGCGAGGGCAGCCGCCGCGUCAUUGUUGGCCGCGACCGCUUCGGCAUCAAGCCCCUGAUGUGGACAGUCGUCGCGGGCCGCCUGCUCCUGGCGGCCGAGGCGAAGGCCUUCUUGCCCAUGGGAUGGCAGCCCGAGUGGGAUGUCGCCAGCAUCGUGGAAUGUGGGUGGGCGCUGGAUGACAGGACGCUGUUCAAGGACGUGCGGAAGCUGCUGCCGGGCCAUUGGAUGGAGGUGACUGAGGAACGCGGCAUGGAGAUGCAUAGAUACUGGGACGCUGAGUAUGGUGAUAAGACCAAAGUCGAGACUCGCAGCGUUGAGGAGAUGAUACUUGGAGUGCGUGAGCGGCUUGUCGAAGCCAUUCGGCUAAGACUCAGAGCCGACGUGCCGGUGGGCGUUUACCUCUCCGGUGGCAUUGACUCGUCGGCAGUGGCAGGCAUCGUGACGCAGCUGGCUCGCGAGGAGCACGUCAAGCUCGGAAGCCAGGAAGCAACGAGAGUGGCAUGCUUCAGUGUCCAAUUCCCAAAGGCAUCGGGAUACGAUGAGUCAAGCAUCGCGGAGCGUACUGCUGAGUGGCUGGGAGUCGAGGUAAUCAAGAAGGACGUCGACGAGGCGACGCUGGCGCGGGACUUUGCCGACACUGCCUAUCACAGCGAGCACCACCACUUCGACAUGAACAGCGUCGCCAAGUUCGCCCUGUCUUCCCUCACUCGAGAACGAGGAUUUAAGGUUGUCCUCACGGGAGAAGGUGCCGAUGAGCAUUUUGCCGGAUAUCCCUUUUUCCCCGCAGAGUUCCUGCGUGAGCCUGACUUGGCCCUGCCGGACUCGGUUCUCGCCACUGACCACGAGCUGCGCGGGGGAAUGCAGCGCAAGGCUGAAGCUGAGCUGCAGGCCAUCAUGCGCAUGCUUGGAGCCAAAACCGAGGGCAGCAGCUUUGCUGGCACCCUCCUGGUCGGCCACCCACCCCUCGAGUCCUUCAGCCCGUGGGUACGCGAGCAACACGCCAAUAUGGACCGCCACUCGGUGAUCAUGAAUUCGCAUUCCCCCGAGGUCCUCGACAAAAUGCAGAACCGCUGGCAUCCGCUGCACUCGGCGCUGUACAUGUGGACCAAGAGCACCUUUCCCAACGUCCUGCUGGCAUGCCUGGGCGACCGCACCGACAUGGCGCACAGCAUCGAGUCCCGCACUCCCUUCCUCGACCACCAUCUGGCUGAAUACGUCAACGCCCUCCCGCCCAGCGUCAAGAUUGCCUACAACCCGCCUGCCGAGGGAGACCACGCCGACAUCGAGAGCCAUGGCCCUGUUUGGAAGGCGUCCGGCAAGGCUCUCCAGUCUCUCUCAGCCAAGUGGGUCCUGCGCGAGGCCGUCCGCCCCUACAUCACUGACGAGCUAUACCGCCGCAAGAAGGUUCCCUUCCUAGCCCCAAGCAAGUGGCCCCAGGGUGGCCCGCUGCACCGCAUGUUCGAGAACCUGCUGUCCCGCGAUGCCGUCGAGCAGCUGGGCUUCUUCGAGUAUUCCGUUGUUGAGGAUGCGCUGGGCCGUGCUUUCGGCGAUGAGGCUGACCCACUGGCGUUCCGUACCCUGGCGUACGUUGGUGCGUGGGUGACACUGUCGAAGAGGCUCGGCGUGAAAAAGGCUGGUGUGUGUUAA